Molecule: messenger RNA, 3748 nt
Organism: Varanus komodoensis (Komodo dragon)
Lineage: Eukaryota; Metazoa; Chordata; Lepidosauria; Squamata; Varanidae
Gene: EVI5
Product: ecotropic viral integration site 5
Exons: 20
Coding region: 175-2763 (862 amino acids)
Source: RefSeq, a predicted model, not a curated record
UUCUUUCCUUAAGGAGGAAGCCAAUGGGCCUUUCCUCGCCAUCUCAUCGUGCAACCCAAAAAAAGGGGAAAGAGAAAAGGAGAAGCGAAGUUAUAAUGGGGAAAGCACGAUCACGAACUGGGGGCUCCAAAGUGUGAGCGGCAGAGACGAGAAGCGGACCACGACCCCUACUUAAUGGAGCUUUUCUCGGAUCUGGGUCCCGCGGAGUUCGGUGGGGCUUACUCCCAAGUGGCGACAGACAAGGUUUCAGGGAAGCUGAGUUCUACUCUCUCAUGGGUGAAGAACACUGUCAGUCAAAUGGCCAGUCAGGUGGCAAGUCCAUCUGCCUCAUUACACACUACAUCCUCCUCUACCACACUCUCUACUCCAGCAUUGUCUCCAUCAUCCCCAGCAGAGCUGAGUCCUGAUGACUUAGAGUUGUUGGCUAAGUUAGAAGAACAAAACAGAUUGUUGGAGACAGACAGCAAAUCAUUGCGAUCGGUAAAUGGAUCAAGAAGGAACAGUGGUUCCUCGCUUGUAUCUAGCUCAUCAGCUUCUAGCAACCUCAGCCAUCUUGAAGAAGACUCCUGGAUCCUUUGGGGGAGGAUUGUAAAUGAGUGGGAGGACGUCCGCAAAAAGAAAGAGAAGCAAGUUAAGGAACUUGUUCGAAAAGGGAUACCCCAUCAUUUCCGAGCAAUAGUUUGGCAGCUUUUGUGCUCAGCUCAAAAUAUGCCAAUUAAGGAUCAGUAUUCAGAACUCUUGAAAAUGACUUCACCUUGUGAAAAGCUUAUCAGAAGGGAUAUUGCUAGAACAUAUCCUGAGCAUGAUUUUUUUAAAGAAAAAGACAGCCUUGGGCAAGAGGUUUUAUUUAAUGUAAUGAAGGCAUAUUCUUUAGUAGAUCGUGAGGUUGGCUACUGCCAAGGAAGUGCUUUUAUUGUUGGAUUACUUCUUAUGCAGAUGCCAGAGGAGGAAGCAUUUUGUGUAUUUGUUAAAUUGAUGCAAGAUUAUCGGCUUAGAGAACUCUUCAAACCAAGUAUGGCUGAGCUGGGCCUUUGUAUGUAUCAGUUCGAAUGUAUGAUACAGGAGCAGCUGCCAGAACUUUAUCUGCACUUCCAAGCCCAGAGUUUCCAUACCUCCAUGUAUGCUUCCUCAUGGUUCUUAACUAUUUUUCUUACAUCUUUUCCACUACCAAUCGCAACAAGAAUAUUUGAUAUAUUUAUGUCUGAGGGUUUAGAAAUUGUGUUUCGAGUUGGUGUAGCAUUGCUGCAGAUGAAUCAAGCCGAAUUGAUGCAACUUGAUAUGGAAGGGAUGUUACAGCACUUUCAGAAGGUCGUGCCGCAUCAGUUUGACAGUGGGCCAGAUAAGUUAAUCCAAGCAGCUUACCAGGUCAAAUACAAUGCAAAAAAGAUGAAAAAGUUGGAAAAAGAAUAUACUACUAUAAAAACAAAGGAAAUGGAGGAACAAGUUGAAAUUAAGAGAUUGCGGACAGAAAACAGACUCUUAAAACAACGCAUUGAAACACUAGAAAAAGAAAGUGCUUCCUUGGCAGAUAGAUUGAUACAGGGACAAGUGACAAGGGCCCAGGAGGCUGAGGAAAACUACCUCAUAAAACGGGAGCUGGCCACCCUCAAACAGCAGAGUGAUGAGGCCAUGACUAAACUGGAGCAAGCUGAGAAUACCAUCAGGGAGCUCCAGCAGAAGCAGCAAUGGCACAAGUGCAGUCCCCGCUAUAGUGAAGACUUCGUGCUGCAGUUGGAGAAAGAAUUGGUGCAAGCAAGACUGAGUGAAGCAGAAUCCCAGUGUGCCUUGAAGGAAAUGCAAGAUAAGGUUCUUGAGAUGGAAAAGAGGAAUACCUCUUUGCCUGAUGAGAAUAAUAUUGUUAGUCUUCAAGAAGAGUUGAUUGCAGUGAAGCUAAGAGAAGCAGAAGCUCUGAUGGGUUUAAAAGAACUUCGACAACAAGUUAAAGAUUUGGAAGAACACUGGCAGCGCCAUCUAGUUCGCACUUCUGGAAGAUGGAAAGAUCCACCUAAAAAGAAUGCUGUAAAUGAACUGCAAGAUGAACUAAUGACAGUCAGACUCCGAGAAGCAGAAACUCAAGCAGAAUUGAAAGAGGUAAAACAAAGGAUGAUGGAAAUGGAAACACAGAACCAGAUAAAUAGCAACCAUUUACGGAGGGCAGAACAAGAGAUUACCCAUCUUCAAGGGAAGGUUGAACAUCUCUCUGCACAAAACAAAGAACUUCUGGCUCAGCUAACUGAAUCGAAGCGAAAGCAAGCAGAGAUUGAAUGCAAGAAUAAGGAAGAAGUGAUGGCUGUAAGACUCCGGGAAGCAGACAGCAUAGCAGCUGUGGCAGAACUCCAGCAACAUAUUGCAGAACUAGAAAUCCAAAAAGAAGAAGGAAAAAUUCAGGGGCAGCUUAAUAAUUCUGACUCUAGUCAGUACAUUAGAGAACUGAAAGAUCAGAUAGCAGAGCUGAAUCACGAGAUCAGAUGCCUAAAGGGCAAGAGAGCCUUUUCAGGCCCACACACUUUUGAUGGAAUUCAUAUUGUGAACCAUUUGAUAGGAGAUGAUGAGUCCUUGCAUUCAUCAGAUGAAGACUUUAUAGCAAACCAUGUUCAGGAGCCUGAAGUCUGUUUUCACUUGAGCAGGACUGCAAAGAUGGGCUUGAAUCCAACUGUGGUGGACAGUAGUGACAGUGAUACUGAGAGCACUGAAGUUCUGAGCACAAUCCCACAGAAAGAAAAGAACCAAAAAAGAGUAGAUUCUUAUUCUACGAUGGUGUGAUCACUGUGAAUGGUAUUGGCCUUCAUUCUCUAGACGCUUUCUCCAUGCUCAAGUGAUUCAAUAUUCUGUUCUUGGACUGACUGGUUCUUGCAUCUUAUCUGACGUGUGCUGUGACGCAUCUUACCAUCUGCAUCUGCCAAAUCUUUGUCCCCAACUUCUUGUUGCCAUAGAGUAGACUGGGAAGAAGCUGGAUGGAUGAUAAACUCUAACAGUAUUAAUGACUAUUUCCUGUAUGCUUCUCAUGCUAGAAAAUGCACACUCACACUUUCUUCCUACUCAAGAAAAUAACUGCACUUUGCAAACAUGAGGAAUCCAUACUCUUCAGAAUAAACUAUUCUUGUGCAAUAUUUUAAUGCUCUGUGAACAAAUAUGAUCUUUUUACAUAAAAGUUUCCAAUAAAGAGGGGAGGGUACAGGAUGAGUUUAUCAGAUAUGGUACAUAUCUGAGUGUCUUGGGUGGCUUAUUUUACUUAAAUAACUUCUAUUAUUGGAGACCACUGAGGUUUCCAGUCUACAGCCUUUACUUGUGCUAUUUUAUACAUUAAUUCAUGGUCACACUUUGUUCUAAAGGAUUAAAAAACACUUUUGUCAAUUCUUAUGUGCAUCUGCUUUUGAUGUGUUGCUAAUGAAACUGAUCAAUGUAUCUUAACUACAAAUGUCUAUUUUGUAUAUAUUUAUAUAUAUCUGCCUUGCAUAAAAAUGUAUAUUGAAUUUUGUAUGGAAAGUGUAAAUGUUGCAAUAUGGCUGGUCUUAGCAUUUUAAAAGGAAAAUGAAAUUUGUGUAAGCAAGUAAAAUUGGGAACUGUUAAUGGGGGGUGGGAAUGGCAAACAACACUAAUUCUAGGUUUAAAACCUCAACUUACCAAAUGAUACACAGGUUCAUGUUCUAUUGAAAUGUGUUACAAAUGACACUAUUGACUGAAAUUUUAACUUUGUGUAUAUGUAACUAUAUAAUAAAUUUUUUCAUGAUUUAACAUAUGCAUAACA